AUGAUGUCCGCGAGAGCUCUGCCCAAAGCCUUAGGCGGUGCGCUGGAGCUCACGCCGCGGCACGACCAGCCGCUGCUGGCGUCCAGCUCCGCCGCGCUGGACGCCAUCGCGACGCCCUGUGCCGUGUCGGUGCGCGUCGUGGCGGCGGUGGAGCUGCAGCCGAUGCAGAAGGGGCUUACGAGCAAUCCGAUGGUCGAAGUCGCGCUCGUGCGGGACGACGGGUCGAGUCGGUUCCAGUGCAGCGCCCGAUGGGGUGCGAGUCAACACGCAGAGCUGAAAGCGCUGUCGGCGAGUGCGUCGAGCUCCCGCGGUGCGUGGAGCGACAGGGGCGUUCGGGGCCACGUGAACCGGCCGGACGUGCGGACGACGACGUUCCGGUCGAAAGUCGUCAAGAGCUCGUUGAACCCGAUCUGGAACUUUGACGUGGACUUUGGCGACGUCGACACGGACAGCGUCGUGGGCGUUUUGUUUACGGUGCGCCACGUCGAGAGGUUUGGCCUCGUGCGACGCGACAUUGGGCAGAUGGUGUUGUCGCUGAGGGACAUUAUGGAGCUCAAGCAGCAACCGCCGCAUAUGGAGACGUUUGGCUUGCAGCCGACGGACGAGAUGGUGCGGCGAGAGAAGUGGGAAGGCGGGUCGAGUACUCGCACGUGUGGGAAGCUCACCGUCCGCUUGAACGGCUACGGCGUGCCGUCCAACUACACGUUCAAGACCGACGGGCGUGCGUCCAAUAUGGUGAAUACAGUCGUGACCCAUGAAGACGAGUUUGGAAGCACCGCCGCGUCGGUGUCGGUGCAUGACGUGCAGACCGAAGUGCGCAACUUGCAGCGUCUCCACCAGACGAAGCCUAAACCAGGCGAGACUUGGUUCGUCGUGAGCGCCGACUGGAUUCGCACUUGGCUGCUCUUUGUGUCAAAGUACAAGGGCGACGAGGCUUACAAUCCCCGCAGCGUCGACAACAUGCCGCUCAUUUCCGACGACUUGACAAACGGCACAUUUCAGAUCAAGACUGGCCUGGUCAUCAAGAAGGACUUUCGGGUGAUCAACAAAGAGAGCUGGGACUACUAUCAAAAUGUCUACGGUGGAGGGCCAGCCAUCGAAGUACGAAUUCCGGCGGACUGCUCCAAGCCGGCACAGUGGCUAGAAUAUUUUCAGCUGACUGAAGUUGGUCGCGUCAACUCGAAUUACGUUGAUAGGCUCUGA
Molecule: messenger RNA, 1203 nt
Organism: Hyaloperonospora brassicae
Lineage: Eukaryota; Oomycota; Peronosporomycetes; Peronosporales; Peronosporaceae
Source: the annotation of a GenBank genome assembly